AUGUCCUCCUCGUCCUACAGCGCCACCCCACUCGCUGAAAUCGACCUACCCGGGCUCGCCGCCUCCCGCUUCCUCCUCCGCGAGGCGCGGCUGCUGCCGUACCGCGACGCCAAAGGCAACGUCAACCUGCACCUCUGCCGCCAGUCGGCGCGGCAGCUUGAGGGGAUGCCUCCCGGCAGCGGCGCGCUCGCCGCAGCGGACAAGCCGGCGCUCACCUCGAAGCUGAACACGUGGCUCCGGCACGUCGAGCGGUGGGCACGCUCUCCGCAGCAGACGCAGCAGGCCGGCGCCCGGCUCCGUCCGGCGUUCGUCGGCGUGGCCUCCGACGGCUCACCCGCUGCGGCGGGCGAGGUGUCGGGCGGCGCGGGUUGCGGCGGCGGCAAUGGUGGCGGCGGCGAGGCCGACAGCGAGGAGGACGUGGACAGCGAGGAGGACGACACGCCGCUCUCGUCCCGCCCGAGCGUCGCCCUUCAGGGCGCUCGGCCGGUGCGAGCGGCGGCGCAGGGCGUGGGCGCGUCCCACGGUGGCGAGUCGGACGAUGACGAGAAGACGGUGGGUGGGGGUAGUGGGGGCGAUGCGGGCUCGCCGGACGCAAUCGCCGACGGAGGCGCCCCUGGCGGCGACCACUCCUGCCACGCCGCGGGCAGCCGUGGCCUUGACGGGCUUCUUGGGUGGCACCCCUCUGGCGGUACGGGGCAUGGAGACGCCUCCCUCGGGGCGGACGACUCUCGCUUUCUGGCCGAGCUCGCGGCGCCGGCGGCGGGCGGCGUCAGGCUGCACCUCAGCGCGCGCUCGCAGACGGGCUACAAGGGCGUGACCGCUGUCGCGUGCCGCGGCGGCUUCAAGGCGCAGGUGAGCGAAGGCGAGCGCGGCAAGACCUUCCGCCACCUCGGACUCUUUGCCACCAAGGCGGAGGCGGCGGCGCGCGCCCUCCUCGAGCCCAAGGUGUCUCGAGUGGCAGCUCCUUCGCCUACCAAGGCGGAGGCUGACGCGGCGGCGGCGGCGCACGAGGAGGCGCGACGGGCCCUCCUCUCCGAGCCGCUGCUCGAGGAGGCGGAGGGGGUGAGGCUGCACCUGAGCUCAAAGUCGGAGACGGGCUACCGCGGCGCGGCCGUGGCGUACGCGCGGGAGGCGGCGAGGCCACGCGAGCCCAAGUUCGAGCCGAGGCCGCGAAGCGACGCGACGCGCGAGAAGCAAAACGGCCAGAAGAAGCGGAAGCGGCAAGAGCGGCAAGAGGCGCGGCGGGACGCGCGCGUCGCCCCUGCCGAGACUAUCACAGAGACGCCUCUCUCGGGGCCUUCUCUGAACCGCCUCGGAACCGCCUCGGAACCGCCUCGGAGCAUUCCCCUCGGAACGACCUCGUACUUCCUCUUCUUCCACGCGACCAAGUCCGCGGUGCAGCAAGCGCAUGCCGAGAGCCGCGCGGCGGGGCGUGCUGCGGCCGGUGUCGCAGGCAACGGAGGCGCCGACGGUGGCGAUGUCGACGGCGGCGGCGGCGGCGGCGGCGGCGCCCGCCUGUACUUGGACGCGAAGGAGCUGGCCAAGAUUGUCGGGGAGCGGUGGCGGGCGCUGAGCGACGAGGAGAAGGCGCCGUGGGCCGAGCAGGCGAGGGUGGACCGUGCGAGGUACGAAGAGGAGCUCAAGGCGCACAUCGACGCCCACGCCGACGGCGGCGCGUCGGCGCAGGCGCAGGCCGACCCCGCCACGGAGCAGGAGGAGUUCGAGUUGCUCUCUGGCUCUCUGCAGGAGCGCGCACAGGCGCGCGGACGCGGCGAUGGAGGCGCGGCGGGCGAGGAGCAGGAGGCGGCUGGGGCGGGGGAGACGCGGGCGGAGGAGGCGGCGGAGGAGAAGGCGGAAUCGAUGGAGGAGGCGACGGAGGAGGGGGGCGAGGGGGCGGAGGGGGCGGAGCCGAUGGAGGAGGCGGGGGCAGAGGCGGAGGAGGCGGAGGCGGAGGCGGAGGCGGAGGCGGAGGAGAUGGAGGAGUCGGAGGAUGAGGCGGAGCAGGAGGACGCAGAGGACGACGCGGAGGAGGGCGAGGGCGAGGGCGAGGGCGAGGGAGAGGGCGAGGGCCGCAGCGGCGGCGGCGGCGGCGAGGCCGACAGCGAGGACGAUGUGGACAGCGAGGAGGACGACACGCCGCUCUCGUCCCGGCCGAGCCUGGUCUAA
Molecule: messenger RNA, 2166 nt
Organism: Emiliania huxleyi CCMP1516
Lineage: Eukaryota; Haptophyta; Isochrysidales; Noelaerhabdaceae
Exons: 7
Coding region: 1-2166 (721 amino acids)
Biological process (GO): regulation of gene expression
Cellular component (GO): nucleus
Source: RefSeq, a predicted model, not a curated record